CACUGAAGAGCAGCUGCAGCAGGACAUGAUGGUGCUUUGAGGACUACUCUACCAUGCAGUCCACCAUGAAUUUCAAUGCACUUCAACGCCAGGGCAGCAAAGAGAAUUACAUUUUGGAUAAUACUCACACGAAGAAAAGUUCUCUGUGGUCCCGGCGUUCAUUGAGGGGGAACAAUGAUCGACACCGGCAGAACACAAGCUCUCUGCCCCGAGUGUGCAAGCCCAAACAAACGCGCUCAAACUCACUGGUUGAUUACUCUGACCCACAAAGGACCACAAUUGUACUGGAAAAGCAAGACAAUGAAACAUUUGGUUUUGAAAUUCAGACCUAUGGCCUGCAGCUGAGGAACAGCUCUGCAGUGGAGAUGUGCACUGCUGUGAGCAAGGUGCAGGAGGACAGUGCUGCUGAGAGUGCUGGCCUGACUGCAGGAGAUGUUAUCGUCACAAUCAACGGGGUCAGCAUUGAAGGAUCAUCUCAUCAGCACAUACUUGAUCUGAUAAGAGAAUCAACUAACAAUCUAAUGAUGGAGACUGUAUGUGGGACUGUAGUGAAGCAGAUAGAACUGGAGAAGAAGAUGAACCUGCUUAAGCAAUCACUACAUGAGAAACUGGUGGAGCUUCAAGCACUUACAUUACAAGAAAAACGCCUCAUGCGAGGGAACUUGAACGACAGCAGCUUCCACCUUUUGAUGGACUCUACUUUGAGCUCCCACAAAGGCCGCUGUGGCCGGCGCUUUUCCAGUGACAGUAGCUACAGGAGUGCGAUGACAGAUGACAGUGACCAGGCCAGUGUGUUUGGGGAUCUGUGCCUUCCCAGCCCCUGCAGUGCAGCCAGCACCACAGAUGACAGCUGCUUCUUCUCCAGAGAUUUUCGUCCACAGGACGCCUCCGACAGGUUUUCAUCCAGCUCAAGCCAUCAACACCAAUCUCUCAGCCGGUCCAGCAGCUCCAGCUUGGCUGGCAGCAGCAGCUCCCUCUCCCCUUCGUGGGACGAAACAAGGAUCUCCUCCUUGUUUGGUACCCUGCCGAGGAAAGGCAGGCGAGCCAGUGUUCGCAAACACAUUCUCAAGUUAAUUCCUGGACUCCAACGAUCAGUUGAAGAGGAGGAGAUCUGAUCAGAUACUCAGUGACUUGUUGUUCACAUGCUCCUUGUCUCUACUUGAUACUGAGGGUUAACAAGGUUUUUAAUGCUCUGAGACUCUGUAAUGAAGUGUUUACACACACUUGAAAGGUUGGGUUAACCCCUUGAAAAAUAGUAAUAAGUGUUUGCUUUAAUGGAGACAUGGAGGAGACGGAUAUUGUGGCACUUGGCAUUUGUCAGUAUCAAAGUCUACCCAAGAGCUUCUGAGCCUUAAAGGUGAGACUGGCUCACUGUUUGUGUUAGACUCAUGGCACAAAAGCAUUAUGAAAAUGUAAAAUGUUUUGCUUUGAACAAGUGCUUGAAUGAAUGUAUGCAUCAGAUUGUAAUGUAUAAAAAUGAAAUUAUAUAUAUCCCUCUAACUUGAAUAAAAAACAAUUUUUUCCCCCAUGC
Molecule: messenger RNA, 1531 nt
Organism: Xiphias gladius (swordfish)
Lineage: Eukaryota; Metazoa; Chordata; Actinopteri; Istiophoriformes; Xiphiidae
Product: cytohesin 1 interacting protein
Exons: 8
Coding region: 54-1115 (353 amino acids)
Molecular function (GO): protein binding
Source: RefSeq, a predicted model, not a curated record